This is a messenger RNA of Syzygium oleosum, 1850 nucleotides long. RefSeq names its product aldehyde dehydrogenase family 2 member C4-like. The transcript is spliced from 9 exons. The record is from RefSeq and is a predicted model, not a curated record. Gene Ontology annotation, molecular function: aldehyde dehydrogenase (NAD+) activity. NCBI's taxonomy places the organism in Eukaryota, Viridiplantae, Streptophyta, Magnoliopsida, Myrtales, Myrtaceae. Bases 189 to 1742 code for a protein of 517 amino acids.
AUGGUUUUCCUUUGACAAAAGAUCGGGGAGACUAGAUUAAUCAUGUAGGAUGACUGAUUUUUUCUCUCGUCGCCUAUAACCAAUAAAUAUAUAACGCUAAAGAAGUGUUUCUUCCCAAGCUACUCCUACGUAUUGCGAGAAGGAAAACGACUACCUAUCAUAUAAAAGAGGCCCUCCCUCCUGUGCCAAUGACGCAAGAGAUUCUGAGUGCAGAGAAGAGAGAGAUGGCAGAGAACCGGAGCGAUGCGAACGGAAGUCUGAAGACUUACGAUGAUCAUGUCCCGGAGAUUAAGUUCACCAAGCUCUUCAUCAAUGGCGAGUUCGUCGAUUCCGUCAAAGGGAGGACAUUGGAGACGGUAGAUCCAAGAAAUUUACAAGUGACGGCGAGAGUUGCAGAGGGAGACAAAGAGGACGUGGAUUUGGCCGUGGAAGCUGCUCGCCAAGCAUUCGACCACGGCCCUUGGCCGCGCAUGCCCGGCUACCAAAGGGGAAGGAUCAUGUCAAAAUUCGCGGUCUUAAUCGAAGAGAACAUAGACGAAUUGGCAGCUUUGGACACUAUAAAUGGUGGGAAGCUAUUCAGCUUCUCCAAGGCCAUGGAAAUCCCUUACGCUGUCGCGUCGCUCAGGUACUAUGCCGGUGCAGCGGACAAGAUCCAUGGCGAGGUACUGAAAAUGUCGCGUGACCUUCACGGGUACACGCUGCGGGAGCCGAUUGGCGUGGUCGGGCACAUCAUCCCUUGGAACGGCCCUGCCACCAUGUUCAUGAUGAAGGUUGCGCCGGCACUUGCGGCAGGCUGCACCAUGGUUGUGAAGCCCGCCGAGCAAACCCCUCUAUCGGCUCUCUUUUACGCUCACUUGGCUAAGAAGGCCGGUGUUCCCGAUGGAGUGAUCAAUGUCGUAAACGGUUUUGGACCAACAGCCGGUGCGGCGAUAAGCGGUCAUAUGGACAUUGAUAUGGUCAGUUUUACGGGGUCAACGGAAGUAGGACGCAUCGUGAUGCAGGCCGCGGCGACGAGCAAUUUGAAACAAGUGUCGCUUGAAUUAGGCGGUAAAUCGCCUAUUAUGGUCUUUGAUGAUGCUGAUUUAGAUUCCGCUACUGAUCUUGCUCUGACGGGUAUCCUCGUUAACAAGGGAGAAGUAUGCGUUGCGGGAUCUCGUGUCUACGUUCAAGAAGGGAUCUAUGAAGAGUUCGAGAAGAAGAUAGUGGCGAAGGCAAAGGCUUGGUCAGUUGGUGACCCGUUUGAUCCGAAUGUCCGUCAAGGACCGCAGGCCAGUAAGGAACAGUUUGAGAAGAUACUUUCUUACAUCGAGCAUGGAAAGAGAGAAGGAGCCACGCUUUUGACCGGGGGCGCACCUCUGGGCACCAAAGGGUACUACAUUCAGCCAACAAUCUUCACAAAUGUUACGGAGGACAAUGUGAUCGUGAAGGACGAGAUUUUCGGCCCCGUCAUGUCGCUCAUGAAAUUCAAGACUACAGAGGAGGUGAUCAAGAGGGCCAACGACACGAGGUAUGGUCUAGCGGCGGGGAUUCUAACCAAGAACAUAGAUCUAGUGAACACGGUCUCGAGGUCAAUCCGAGCGGGCACCAUCUGGAUAAACUGCUACCUUGCAUUUGACAACGACUGUCCUUUUGGCGGCUACAAGAUGAGCGGCUUCGGCAAAGAUUAUGGUUUGGACGCCCUCCACAAAUACUUACAUGUUAAGUCUGUUGUGACCCCUAUUUAUAACUCUCCCUGGCUUUGAGAGAAUUUUACGAGGGGAAAAACUUGGCAUCAUAUGAUGGCUCAAAUAAUGUAUAAUUAAGGGUGUAUUUGUUUGUGUGAAAGUAUUUUCCGUGAAUUAGUUUAUGAA